AUGCUGGCACUAACCUUCUCUACUCUGGCCUUGUUGCCAUUGUCGAAUGCACUUGUGAGAGAGGAUGGCGUGGGACGACUACCUGCUCUCGGGUGGAAUUCGUGGAACGCUUUUGGCUGCGACGUUGAUUCAGAGAAGAUCAUGACGGCGGCCAAUGAGAUGGUCAACUUGGGCCUGAAGGAUCUUGGAUAUGAAUAUGUUAAUAUCGACGACUGCUGGUCCAUCAAGAACACCCGCAAUGCCAGUACCCAUCGCAUUAUUCCAGACCCAUCGAAGUUCCCAGACGGUAUAUCUGGGAUUGCUAGCCAGGUUCAUGAUCUCGGCUUGAAGAUAGGUAUAUACAGCAGUGCUGGUGAAACCACUUGUGCCGGCUACCCAGCCAGCUUGGGCUAUGAGAAGGUAGAUGCGGAAGCUUUUGCAGAAUGGGGCAUUGACUACCUAAAAUACGAUAACUGCGGCGUCCCCUCCAACUGGACUGACAAGUAUACCGACUGUGUCCCUGAUGGAAGUGGGAACUUUCCCAAUGGCACUUGCCCUGAUCUUGAUAAUCCGGCACCAAAGGGUUACGAUUGGACCUCCUCCAACACGUUCACGCGUUAUACUAUGAUGCGCGACGCUCUCCUCGGUGCGAACAGGACUAUCUUCUACUCUUUGUGUGACUGGGGCCAGGGAGAUGUCAACACCUGGGGCAAUGAAACUGGAAACUCCUGGCGCAUGUCGGGCGAUAUAACUGCGGACUGGGCACGCAUCUCUGAGAUCGCCAAUGAAAACACCUUCAAGAUGAACUACGUCGGCUUUUGGGGUCAUCCUGAUCCAGAUAUGCUGGAGAUCGGUAAUGGAAAUCUCACGGCGGCAGAAAACAGGGCACACUUUGCCCUUUGGGCAGUCAUGAAGUCCCCUUUGAUCAUCGGCACCGCCUUGAACAACAUCAACGACGCCAAUCUAGCUGUCCUGAAGAAUAAAUAUCUGCUGGAUUUCCAUCAGGAUCCUGUCAUCGGGCGUUCCGCCCAUCCUUACAAGUGGGGAUAUAAUCCCGACUGGACCUUUGAUGCUGAACAUCCCGCGGAAUACUGGUCGGGUCCCUCAUCUACUCUAGAAGGUACGCUGGUGCUGAUGCUAAACUCCGAAAACGUCACCACAUCUCGUACAGCGGUAUGGAAUGAGAUUCCGGAGCUAGAUGGUGGCUCAUACCAAGUCAUUGAUGCUUGGAGUGGGAAGGACUUGGGAUGCGUAAAAAACCAGUACACUGCAUCUUUGUCUAGCCACGAUGUAUCAGUUUUGAUUGUCAAGGGAAAGUGCUAG
Molecule: messenger RNA, 1302 nt
Organism: Penicillium waksmanii
Lineage: Eukaryota; Fungi; Ascomycota; Eurotiomycetes; Eurotiales; Aspergillaceae
Product: glycoside hydrolase family 27 protein
Exons: 7
Coding region: 1-1302 (433 amino acids)
Biological process (GO): carbohydrate metabolic process
Molecular function (GO): hydrolase activity, hydrolyzing O-glycosyl compounds
Source: RefSeq, a predicted model, not a curated record